Messenger RNA from Caenorhabditis briggsae, 4272 nucleotides. The transcript has 18 exons. Gene Ontology annotation, biological process: maturation of SSU-rRNA from tricistronic rRNA transcript (SSU-rRNA, 5.8S rRNA, LSU-rRNA); ribosomal small subunit assembly. Gene Ontology annotation, molecular function: protein binding. Gene Ontology annotation, cellular component: small-subunit processome; Pwp2p-containing subcomplex of 90S preribosome. Bases 1 to 4272 code for a protein of 1423 amino acids. The record is from RefSeq and is a predicted model, not a curated record. Lineage: Eukaryota; Metazoa; Nematoda; Chromadorea; Rhabditida; Rhabditidae.
AUGGGAAAGGGAUUUCAAAAUUUCAUGUCCAAAAAGGACUUCCAUCCGUCCGCAUUUCGGAAUCUCAAAAUGGUGUGGGAAGCGAGACAAAAGGAAACAUUGAAGAAUAAACGAGAAGAAGAGAUGCGUGUUGCAUACGAAAAGGAGCAAGAAAUUUUGAAUAAUAAAGCUCUCCUUGGAGACGAGAAGGCAAAAAUGGGACUUUCCUUCAUGUACGAUGCUCCAGCUGGUAUGACAAAACGAGAGGAACCGAAAGAGGAGCCAAAGUUCGAAUGGCAAAGGAAAUAUCAAGCUCCUCGUGAAGAUUGGGCAAAAGGAAACGACGAUAUUCAAGAUCAGCCAUUCGGAAUUCAAGUGAGAAAUGUCAGAUGCUGUAAAUGCCACAAAUGGGGUCAUAUUAACACGGACAGAGAGUGUUCAUUGUUUGGAAAAUCCGGUAAUUUCGAGGAUGAAGGAUACGCCAACAAUCCGUCUGAUCUCAUCAAAGAUCUCCGACGACGACGACAAGAAGGAACCUCGGGACCGUCUAAGUCGACAGCGACAGCAGCAGAGGACGAUGACGACGAAUGGAUGGACCAUCAACAGUUGGCUAGCGAUAUGCGAGAAGAACACGGUAUUGUACUGAAAGGUUCAGUAUUGGCUGGAAUGCAAACCGAUCAGCAGCUGACAAGAAUGAAGAAGGAGAAAACUGAGGAAGAGGAAAUGUUGGAGUUCUUCAAUUCGAUGAGUGAUAAGCAGAAAAGGAAAUUAAUGAAGAAGUUGACAAUGGGAGGAGCUAAUUGGCAAGACAUCAUUAAUAAGAGAAGUAAAAAAGAUAAGAAGAGUAAGAAAGAGAAAAAGAAGAAAGAUAAGAGAAAGAAAAGCAGAAAAGAGUCAUCGGAUUCAGAUGAAAGCGAAGAUGAUUGGACUGAACAAAAGACAUCGAAAAGAGUAAAAAAAGAGGUUGAGAACUCUCCGGAUUACCGCACCAAAAAGAUCAAGGAAGAAGUGGAAUCAAGUGGCGAUGAGGAUCAGAGACGAAAGGAAUCCAGGAAACGCGCACGUCACGACUCUGAAUCGCCAGUGAGGAAUCGAAGAAACUCUUCUGAAAAGCCAAAAACACGACGGCGUCACGACUCUUCUGAAGAUGAACGCCGAUCGAGAUCUCCAGUUCAGAAGCGUAGGAAGUCUCCAGAAAAAAAUCAUCACUCCCCCGAAAGCCGACGCCGUUCUUCACCUUCAACAUCGAGAAGACGUCGUUCACCGUCUCCGUUAGCUGAGAAAAGACACUCAUCACGGUCACCAAUCCAAAAACGCAAACCUUCUAGAAGAUCACCAUCACCACCUAGAAGACGUCGCUCACCAUCUGCUACUCGGUCCCCGGCCAGAAGACGUCGUUCUUCACCAUCGCCGAUACGUGGCAAAAAGAAUCACCACAUGUCUCCAUCUGCCUCUCCGCCUAGAAGACGUCGUGACCAGACGAAGUCUCCAGUUCGCGAUAGAUCCGAGUCACCUAAAAUGUGGUCGAAGCAACGAAGAAGUCUUCAUUCACCUAUUCAAACCAAUAUGGACACAAAUUUUAAGUUAUCCAACUACAUCGGAACUGUGUAUCGAGACGGACAAGUGACGUUCACUAGAGAUGGCGACUCGGUUAUCUCUCCAAUCGGCAAUAAACUGUCAAUUUUCGACCUAAAAAACAACGUCGCAAGAACAUUAGAUUUCGGCUGCAAGUUUAAUAUCAAACGAGUUUCAAUAAGUACUACGGGAUCACACUUAUUAGUAGCUGACGAACGAGGAGAUGUGCAUUUCGUUAAAAUAUCCACCGGAGCGAGUAUUUUCAAUUAUCGUAGUAAUGCACUCAUUGGAGAUCUCAAAUAUUCGCCGAAGGGAACAAGAGUAGUUGUCUGUCGUGAGAACGAUCUUCAAAUUUUCAACUUGGGAAAGUCCCGCAAUUACACGAUCACUCCACUUCAUCUGAGCAGAACGUAUAAGUUGAGUAGUGAAAGAUUGAGAUGUGUAAACUGGUCGGACGAUUCGAAUCUUCUCGUGGCUGGAGGAGAAGACCGAGUUCUCCGUGUGGUUGGUUCCAAAGACUUCCAGAAUCUCUUCAUUCACCCUUUAUCUUCCCAUAAGGGCAGCAUCGUGCAUUGUCAGUUCAUGAAAGGAACUUAUGAUAUGAUUUCUGUCUGCAAAAGAGGCAUUGCAAACGUUUGGACAUGUAAUCUUACACCGGGAGACUUGAAAAAAGGCGUUUGGAAGAAAAACGAAGAAGGCGUCGAUGAUGUUGAAAUGGAAGAUGACGAGUCGAAAGUUGAUAAGAUAUUUUUCGAAAAAACCAACAAGUAUUGGCUCACCGAGUCUUCUGGAUCCGGAAAAUCCGUAGACGUCACAGCUGCACAGUACAGUAAAGAUACCAAAAUUCUUGCAACAGCAUUCAAUAACGGAGUGAUUGUUCUUCACGAAAUUCCAACUUUCGCGUUGAUUCACAACUUGCGCAUUUCAGAGAUGCGAAUUCAGACAGUUGAAUGGAAUCUAAGUGGAGACUGGCUCGCUAUUGGAUGUGGAAAAGGAUCAACUGCGCAGUUGGUUGUUUGGGAGUGGCAAACAGAAUCAUAUGUGAUGAAACAACAAGGUCAUUCGCUUCGAAUUACUACUGCUGAAUACUCGCCAGACGGAGCACUCAUCGCUACCGGAGCAGAAGACGGAAAAGUGAAGAUUUGGAAUUCUAGAUCAUCGUUUUGUACAGUUACUUUCGAUGAGCAUACUUCUGGCGUGACUUCUGUCAAGUGGGCACAAUCCGGACGAGCUAUUCUGAGUGCCUCGCUUGAUGGAACCAUCCGAGCUCACGAUUUGAAGCGUUAUCGAAACUUCCGAACUUUUGUAUGCCCGGAGCCCACCCAGUUGGCAACACUGGCAGUCGAUAAAGCAGGAGAUCUGGUUGUCGCAGGAGCCAAGGAAGUUUUUAAUAUCUACAUUUGGUCAUUUGAGUCUGGCCAUCUUUUGGAUAUCCUGAGUGGACACGAAUCGGCUGUUUCAGCUAUUGAUAUUCAUGGAAAUCAUAUUGUCAGCGGAUCGUGGGAUCGUACAAUCAAGGUCUGGACCAUCGUGGAUUCCCAAGCGGAGACUGUGGAAGUUUCCCAUGAAGCUCUCGAUGUGAAGUUCUCACCAGCUGGAGAUGUGAUCGCUGUUCUCACUUCCGAUGGAGUUAUCACCUUCUUUGAAGCUAAAGAGAUGCUGAAUCUGGGAACUAUUGAUACCAAACUGGAUACUGAUCCCUCGCGUGGAUCUCGUGACACGAUUACCAGACAGUCAGCUGCCAAGACCAAAACGUUCACAAGAAUUCGAUUCUCUCCAAAUGGAAACAUGAUUUUAGCCGGUGGAGAUUCUAACAACUUUUGCAUGUAUUCUGUCCCUGAUCGUUUGAUAUUGAAAAAAUGGAAAAUCACCGAAAACCGUAGUCUGGAUGGCGUUGUGCUUGAUUUCAAUCGCCGCAAUUUCACAGAGUUUGGAAACAUGCAACUUGUCGAUACUUCCGAUGAGAAUGAGGACGAUGAACCGAACAACAAGAUGGCUAUCAAGCUCCCAGGAACUAAAAAUUUCGAUUUGGGUGAACGGAGGUCUCGACCGGAAGUGAAUAUCUAUGAAGUGACUUUCUGCCCAACCGGUAGAAGAUUUGCUGUCUGCUCAACAGAAGGAGUUGCUGUUUACUCGUUGAACACCUUGUCUAUUUUCGAUCCGUUCCAACUUGACAGUAAAACUACUGAUAAAGUCAUCGACAGAGCUUUGGGAAAUAAUGAUUACGCAACUGCUUUAAUGGCUGCUCUCCGUCUUAACAAGUCAGAUCGCAUCACCGAAUGCAUAGAGGCUACGGGUGUUACACAGAUCCCUCUUGUUGCUGGCUCUCUUUCAACAUUGUAUGCGGAACGUCUUCUGAAGUGGAUGGUCGAAGGUAAUGUAAUGUCGUCUACUGACGAGGUUCAUUUCUAUAUGAUUUGGCUCCGUGCAGUCCUUCAAGUCCAUGGCAUGCAGCUGAAAGGAAUUGUUGAUGUGGCAACUCUCACUGGAGUCCAGCAACUUGUAGCUCUUCAUCAGGAGCACAUUAAAAAACUCGCCAAUCAAGCCAAGUUUAGUUUGGGCUGGAUCACACGAAUUCGCAAAUCUAAGCCAUCAAACAAAGCGAAAGAAGCGUCAGAGAAUGACGACGAGGAGGAUGAUUCAGAUUUGUCGGACGAGGAAGGUUGGGAGAAUCCGUUAGGCAGUGAUGAAGGGGAUUCUCUGAUAAUAGAUGAAUGA